UUUAAAAAAUUAAUUUAGUUAUAUAAUCUGUAAUUUACCGCUAUAAUCCGUAAUGAAGAGGCUGUUCAUAAAUAGUUAAGAUAUAUUUUCAGUCGUAUUGUGACCUUCUGCAACUCUUGCAGCAAGCUGGAUGGCAAGGAUGGUUUUCCCACUGAUGCUGUGUGUCAGUUAAUGCAGUGGGUGCUUCAUGCAGUAGAUAGACCUGGCGAGUGCUCACUCUGUGGCAGGCGUCGCCAGGCUCCUGUAAUCAUCGUCAGGAACAUUGCUUCGUUGAAGUCGAGAGCAUUGUAAAUUUAACGUUGGCAGUGACAACAGACCAGUUGGUGGAGUUGCUUGGGUGCGGCGGCUGCCCGGCACCUGAGGCAGUGACCACCUGAGAGAGAUGGCGCCUCACUGCAAGUGUUCCUGCUCAAUACGGAUAGCUACCUUUGUUGUGACUUCCCUGGAGCUGGUCAUUCUCACCGCUGCCUUCUGUCUCCUGGUCGCUCUCAGCAAGUUGUCACGCUUGGAUUCCACCAUCGAUCAUGUGAUAUCGACGACAUCGGCCUUCGCCCUGAUCAAUAUAGGACUCUCCUGCAUUCUUAUCUAUGGCACCAAGAAAAAGUUGCUGAACAUAUUGCGAGGAUGGCUGUGGGUGCGUGUGACCCUCCUGGCUACCGUGGUCAUGAUGGUGAUCCUGGCACAGAGAACUGACGGAGUAGACCACGCUCACACCUACCCACCUGUAGUGGCCACUAUACUCAUACCUACUGCUUUGGCUGUCGCCAACGCAUUCGUAGUGCGGUAUUACAUUGUUGCACUCGAUGCCGAGGAAUCCCAGAUUCGAGGCCUAGAAAUGGAUACCCAGAACUACAGUCGCCUGAGGGACGAGAACAUUGCUUGACACUUACGCUCAACUAAAUUCCACCAAUUUGUUCUGGAAUUAAAUUAAGACAUGCAAACUUAUAAGUGUUUCCCAUAUGUUAGACUUAACAAUUUUGUAAAUAUUUGUUCCCUCUUGAAAGUCUUACAUUAGACUUAUUACAAUCACACAUAGACCAUAUUGUACAACUUACUAAGAAUUUGUAAUAUUCCCGUUGUUAGGGCCAAUAAACCUUGGUAUACAUAAGUAUAUAUAUAUAUAGAAGUGUAUAUAUAUAUAUAUAUAUAUAUAUAUA
Procambarus clarkii (red swamp crayfish) is the source of this 1157-nucleotide messenger RNA. RefSeq lists its product as uncharacterized. NCBI's taxonomy places the organism in Eukaryota, Metazoa, Arthropoda, Malacostraca, Decapoda, Cambaridae. The record is from RefSeq and is a predicted model, not a curated record.